Messenger RNA from Magnolia sinica, 1227 nucleotides. Its product is annotated as pyrroline-5-carboxylate reductase-like. Gene Ontology annotation, molecular function: pyrroline-5-carboxylate reductase activity. The record is from RefSeq and is a predicted model, not a curated record. Lineage: Eukaryota; Viridiplantae; Streptophyta; Magnoliopsida; Magnoliales; Magnoliaceae. The transcript is spliced from 3 exons. Gene Ontology annotation, biological process: L-proline biosynthetic process. Bases 69 to 419 code for a protein of 116 amino acids.
AACCAUCGAGGGUAGUCACAGGCUUGAGUGGCAGUGGACCAGCAUACAUAUUUCUAGCAAUAGAGGCUAUGGCUGAUGGAGGAGUUGCUGCUGGUCUUCCACGAGAUCUUGCAUUGAAGCUAGCUUCCCAAACAGUUCUGGGAGCAGCUGCUAUGGCUAUCAAUUCAGGAAAGCACCCAGGACAACUCAAAGAUGAUGUUGCAACACCUGCAGGAACUACCAUUGCUGGUGUUCGCGAGUUGGAGAACGACGGAUUUCGUGGAACUUCGAUGAAUGCAGUCAUUGCUGCUGCCAAUUGGAGUCGAGAGCUUUCAGAGAGUUGUAGAAUCAGAGUCCACCUCAAGGCUUGGGAGUCUGAAUUUCAACUUCCAGUCUCAAAUGUCGGACAUCUCGGACACUUGAGACUUCAGGUUUUCUGAUCUUGAUUUCCUCUUUCUGCUCUGUUCCUAAUUCCUAUUUGGGAAUUGAUGUGUACACCCAUCUUGGCAAUGUGAUUUCUUUAGUUUCAUACGGUUUCUUCUGUUCAUGUAAGAGAUCAAUAUGAUUCAGAGACCUGAAAAUCAGACAGAAGAGGACAUUCCCCAUAAAUGUGCUAAUGUGGUACACCUUCAAGAUCCAGGUCAUUCAACAAGUGGGACGCACUGUUGACAUGCCCAGGCCAACAAAUCAGGCCCGUUCACUCAUCAGGUGGGUCACAUUUGAAAAUUGGAUAGACCGAUCACCAUCUCUUUUCUAAUUUUUUCUUCUUUGCAUAUUGUUUGUUUCAGCCUCUAUUGUUUGGAAUGACAUUGUUUUAAUUAUUUUGAUAAUUGGGGGCUUUUUGUUUUACUAUUUUCGUAAUGUAUGAUUUAUCAGUGAGGAAGAAGCAAAGAAGAAGAUCUAUAAUGUUUCUUAUGAUAGAUAUUUUGGUUUUGGAUGUGAGAUUGAUGAGGAGACCUCAAAUAAGCUAGAAGGAUGGUAUCAAGUGGUUUUAGAUUUAUGAUGAAAUUGUUGUCUGGUAAAUAUUUUUGCUGAUUGUACCUUAAAAAAAUAUUUUCCUGAUUUUAUCCUUCUCUCUACAGGUCUUCUUGGCGUCCUAUUUUUGCUGAGAACAAGGACUAUGGAGGUUGAGGUUGCUCUGAGAGAUCUUAUACUCUCAGAUUAUGCCAAGAAGAAUAAUGUAAAUGCUUUGGCACUGACACAAUCUGAAAUUCGUGAUAUAAUACAGGGGGCUGAGAUAACUCCACC